UUGAACGCGUGCUCAAAAUCCUUCCAAUUUAAGGGUUGGAAGAGCGAACCUUGGUUUCUGCCCCGCACAUUCCUUGUUGCCGCCAGUUCCAGGUUCGAACGGUUUGCCAAAAUCGAUGCCCGCACGAAUACGGUUUAGAGUCGAAAGUCGGCGGGUUGUCGGUCGACCAUUAGGUGCUGUGACGUUCGACUCGGUGGCUGACUGUGGCUGGGGAUCAACGGAGACAAUCUUUCGGGCGGGUCCCCGCACACGAUUUGAUAAUGGAGCAGCAGCAGACAACGGCAUCACAGCAGCAACAGUCAGCGCAAAUGGCUUCCACCAGCCCGCAGUCGGGUGGAAGUCCCGGCGGAGCUGGAGGGUCGACCACCGCGCCACCCCCCACCGUGCCAGCGGUAGCACCACCGUCGACGCGGAAGAAAACGGGCAAGUUUCUUGGCUCGGCACUGAACAUCACCAAUCGGUACCGGGCAAACAGCAGCAGCCUGAGCAAGGUGAGCCUUGCCAUUACGAAUCUAAAGGUGAUCCAGAACGUACCGCUGCCGCCACCGAUCAGUGCGAUGAUUGCGUCGGACAUACCGCCGGUCUGCAAGUAUCUGCCGUCCUAUCGGCUCACCUCUCGGAAUCCGUUCAAUCGCGAGGCGUGCGAGGCGAUACUGCGGGAAUCGAUGGACAAAUCGCUGCAGGGUUUAGAGUACAGUUCGUACUUUGCGCCCUCGCUCUGUCAGCAGAUCUGCGAGGACAUCAAGACGCGCGUCAAGGAGCUCAAGUUUGACAGGUAUAAAAUCAUCGUCACGGUUACCAUCGGCGAACGGUACAUGCAAGGGCUGAAGGCAAUCACCCAGUUCCUGUGGGACCCGGAGAAGGAUAGCUACGCCACGUGCAUCUACGACGCGUCACCGAGUCUGGUAGCUGUCGGGACGAUUUACGCCAUCUAUUUCGAUUAGGUUGCUCUCCCGGACGCUUUGCAACGCAGCGUGUGGAACGUCAACAGCAGCAACAGCAACCGUACGAUGGUAUACCGUAGAAGGAAUAUAUUUUCUGCGAAUGCCUGCAGACAUUCCAGACAGCUUGGCAGCGAUGAGGCAUCAGCCUUCGGGCGUUCAUCUAUUACUUCACCUAAUGGGCGCGUGUGCAUCGUACAGAAUUAGCCGAUGCAAUAUGAUUCAAAAUGCUCCGAUAUGAGGAGCUCGAAGGAUUUAUCAUCCAUACUCUGCUAAGUUGUGCAAUCGUUCCCCGAAGCAAUGAGGUGAAACAUAACUUUUGUUGCUAUUGUUGUUGUUAUUUUCCUUCGUGCAACUCCGCUUCGAAUUGGUUUGAAUGGAUGCAGUACAGUUCGUCAUAUUUCAUUGUAACAUCCGUAUAUGCUACUUAGGCAUGAGCUGGUUCACUGAUUUGUUUCUCGAUUUGUGAGCACAACGCUGGAAGGAAUGGCAUGCAAGUGUGCUAUAUUUUAAUGAAAAUGCAACAUUACUGCAUCAUUGUUGUAAGAUUCACAUAUGAAGGGGAAAUAAAGGUGCAACUAAGAGAGUCUAGGAACAUUAUACAUGGUUUAAAUCAUAUUUAAAUUAAGAACAGGUCAAGAAAAAUCAGCUAUUAAUGCCGAAGCCGUUGGGAUGUUUGUAUGGAAUCGUUAUUGCAUCGAACUCAUCAAGUGUUUGGAUGCGUCCUGGAUGUUUCCAGUGUUAUCAUGCCACACAAUAGCUGAACAGUCUGAAGUGCAAAAAUGACGUAAUUGAUAACUAAUAUCAACCUUCCUAGGCGGAACCAGCUCAUCGAGCGGUAGUUGUUAGCACGCGAGAAGAGAGCGUCGUUGUCUGGCGCUAAAUAGGGGGCUUACGAGCAUGAGUUGAAGAUUAACUUCCGAGCUAUCGAUAGUAUGUAAUGCGAAAACGUAGAGUGAACGCCAAGGAAGUUAUACAU
This is a messenger RNA of Anopheles merus, 1920 nucleotides long. RefSeq names its product dynein light chain Tctex-type 5-like. NCBI's taxonomy places the organism in Eukaryota, Metazoa, Arthropoda, Insecta, Diptera, Culicidae. Gene Ontology annotation, molecular function: dynein intermediate chain binding. The record is from RefSeq and is a predicted model, not a curated record. Gene Ontology annotation, biological process: microtubule-based movement. Gene Ontology annotation, cellular component: cytoplasmic dynein complex; cytoplasm. The transcript has 3 exons. Bases 261 to 944 code for a protein of 227 amino acids.